AUGGCGGCCCUAACAAGGUUCGUUUCCAAAUCAGCAGAGAAGGCCUUGCCAUUCUUCAAAAUACUCCGAGGAAAUAAGAAGUUUGAAUGGGGAGAAGAGCAGAAGCAAGCCUUCGAAAAGGUAAAGGAGCACUUCCAACGACUGCCCACCAUAACCCGGCCAGAGUUGGGGGAAAAACUGCAGCUAUAUGUGUCGGUAACCGAGAAGACGGUCGCGGCGGUAUUACUGGUAAAUCGGCAGGGGCAGCAAAGCCCCAUAUACUUUGUCAGUCACGUGCUUGCCGGAGCGGAGCAGAGGUAUGAACUGCUGGAAAAAAUGGCCUAUGCCGUCUUGAUUGCAGCAAGAAAGCUGAGACCAUACUUUGACUCCCACAUUGUCCAAGUCCUCACAAAUCAGCCUUUGGAAAAGGCCCUCCACAAACUAGACACCACAGGGAGACUAUUGAAGUGGGCAAUCGAGCUGUCGGAGUUCGACAUAGAAUAUCGGCCGCGUACCGCGAUCAAAGCCCAAGCUUUAGCAGACUUCAUAGUGGAGACAACCUACUCUGAACCAGUAGAAUCCACCGGCAGGUGGAAAAUCGAGGUGGAUGGAUCAGCAGCCCAGAGUGGAGCCGGAGCCGGAGUGGUUAUGACAUCUCCGGAAGGGGAAAUCUUUGAACAUGCCAUCCGCUUUGGGUUUAAGGCCUCCAACAAUGAAGCUGAGUACGAAGCAGCCCUGGCCGGACUAAGUCUGAGCAUUGCGGCUGGAGCAAGAAACGUCAUUAUGAUAACGGACUCACAAUUAAUCUCAAGCCAAAUUGAGGGGACGUAUGAGGCCCGAGAACCGGUAAUGCAGAAAUACCUACAUCUGGUAAAGAACAUGGUAAAGGGACUGCAAAGCUUCGAAGUACAAUUGGUCCCAAGAGCAGAAAACAUGGCGGCAGAUGCCCUAUCAAAACUGGCAAGUUCCAGUCUAAGUGACAAGAAAAGGAACGUCAGGGUGGAGACAUUGGUAGAAAGAAGUAUAGAAGUUGUCCCAGCGUCCGUCAACACAAUCACUACCGAACCAGAAUGGUAUGAGGGUAUACUGGCAUAUAAGCUCAAAGGUGAGCUCCCAGAAGAUAAGAUGGCGGCGCAAAAACUGAGAAGGGAUUCUGUCUGGUAUUGCAUCUUUCAAGGACAGUUGUACAAGAAAGGGUUCUCACUACCUCUACUAAGGUGCGUCACGGCCAACGAAGCGACAAAAAUAAUUGAGGAAAUUCAUGAUGGAAUAUGUGGGAACCAUAUCGGCGGUAAAGCAUUAGCACUGAAAGCGCUGCGAGCAGGGUUUUACUGGCCUACAAUGCUGACGGAUGCUCAAACCUACGUGAAAAAGUGCGAUAAGUGUCAAAGGUUCGCGCCAGUGAUCAACCAGCCGGCCAAUGAUCUCCAGCCGAUUUUAAAUCCAAUCCCUUUCGCGCAGUGGGAUGGACAUUAUAGGGCCCUUUACGCCGGCAUCCGGGGGAAGAAAAUUCUUAAUUGUGGGUAUUGA
This is a messenger RNA of Beta vulgaris subsp. vulgaris (sugar beet), 1509 nucleotides long. RefSeq lists its product as uncharacterized. The record is from RefSeq and is a predicted model, not a curated record. Lineage: Eukaryota; Viridiplantae; Streptophyta; Magnoliopsida; Caryophyllales; Amaranthaceae. The transcript has a single exon. Gene Ontology annotation, molecular function: RNA-DNA hybrid ribonuclease activity; nucleic acid binding. Bases 1 to 1509 code for a protein of 502 amino acids.